AUAUAGUAUCACAAGAAAGAAUAAGCACAGCCAAAAAGAAAAAUGGAUCAGAAAAAGACACAAAGUAGCAGUAGUAGUGUAACUGUUUCAGAACCAAAAACAAAUAUUGUUGAGUUGGGGACACUUUCUUCUAAUCAAAUGGAAUCUCUUACUGCUCUUUGUGACACAUUUUUACCUUCAAUUCAUCUUAAUUCAUCUGGUGAUCAUCAUCAUCAAGAAGCCAAUAACAUAAAUGAUUCUUUCACUAAGUUCCUCUACACUUCAGCAUCCAUGAAUGGAACUCCUCAACAUAUAGCAUGGAUGAUAAAUAAUAGAUUGCAACAUCCAAAGCUCAACUUGUGCAAAUUAGCACUAUGGCUAUUAUCAACAAGGAUUGGAACUCUUAUACUUUGUGGUAAAGCAAGUCUAUCAAACCAAUUUCCAUAUUUACAGAAAUUUUCCAAAAUUUCACCAAACAAAAGAGAGAAAAUUGUCAAAUCAUGGGCAACAAGUUGUUUCAAACUCAUAAGGAUUCUCUUUUGUGCUGCCAAAAUUCUGGUUCUCCUAGUAUUCUUCACUCAGGUGAAUGAGGUGAGUCAGAAUCCAUCAUGGAAAGCACUUGGUUACUCUGGACCUGAUCCAGAUUUUAAGAAGCAAAAACAAGAAAACUCAAACAUGGACUGUAAGGAAAAGGAUGAUCAACCAUUUGGACCACUUUAUGAAGGAAUCAUCUGUCUAAAAGAUUCACAGAAAAUAAUAUUCCAUAGGCUACAAGGACUAGGAUUUUCUGUGUCGAAACCGCUUAGUUUCAAGAACACAAGGAGAAGUACAGAGUGCCCUGCUUUCAUAAUUGAGUGUGAUGCUGUUGUAGUUGGUUCAGGUUCUGGUGGUGGUGUUAUAGCUGGUAAUCUUGCAAAUUCUGGACACAAAGUACUUGUCUUAGAAAAAGGAAGUUAUCUUGCAAGAACAAACCUUUCACUUCUUGAAGGUACUUCAAUGGAUCGAAUGUACCUUGGAAGUGGACUACUAAUAACUGCCGACAUGGAUGUUAUGCUGCUUGCUGGAUCCACUGUUGGUGGCGGGUCGACGAUUAACUGGGCAGCUUCGAUUCAAACUCCACAACAUGUACUAAAAGAAUGGUCCGAAAGCUACAAUCUUGAACUGUUUGGAAGUGAAUUCUACAAAGGGGCUAUGAAGAUUGUAUGUGACAAAAUGGGAGUUCAGUCUGAAAUAGAGGAUGAAGGGUUCCAAAACAUGAUUUUGAGAAAAGGGUGUCAAGAAUUGGGGUAUCCAGUGGAAACAGUCCCUAGGAAUGCGCCCUCGGGUCACUACUGUGGAUGGUGUAGCAUGGGUUGUAAAGAUGGGAGGAAACAAGGUACAGCUGAGACAUGGCUAGUUGAUUUGGUGAAAUCAGGCAAUGGUGCAAUACUUCCUGAAUGUGAAGCCUUGGAAGUGAUCCAUGAAAAAAAGAAUGACAAUUCAGGAAAAAGUAAAGCCGUUGGAGUUGCUUUUGCAUUUCAAAAUUAUGAUGGGGUGAGGCAAAUUGGCAUGGUGAAAUCAAAAGUCACAAUAGUAGCUUGUGGUGCUCUUAGCACACCUUCAUUGCUCAAGAGGAGUGGCUUAAAGAAUCCAAACAUUGGCAGAAACUUACACCUCCAUCCAGUCGUUAUCGCCUGGGGAUACUUUCCUGAUUCACAACCAAUGUCAAAUGAAAUAUGGCCAAAAGCAGGGAAGAAAAGUUAUGAAGGAGGGAUAAUAACAGCAGUGUCUAAAGUCGUGGCAAAUUUCAAAGGAUCAGGAUAUGGUGCAAUCCUACAGACACCAGGAUUGCACCCUGGCAUGUUUUCAGCACUAAUGCCAUGGGUUUCAGGCCUAGAUAUCAAGAUGAGAAUGAGCAAAUAUUCAAGAACCGCAUAUAUCUUUGCGUUGGCAAGGGACAAGGGAUCAGGAGAAGCAUUUUCACCCUAUUCAGUAACUUACAAGUUGGAUAAAACUGAUGAAGAAAAUUUAAAACUUGGCCUAGAGAAGACGUUAAGAAUAUUGGCAGCUGCGGGUGCAGAAGAGAUUGGAACUCAACACACAAAAGGAAGGAGUUUGAAGGUGAAAGAAGCAAGUUUAAAGGAGUUUGAGAGGUUUGUGAAAGAAGAAAGUUCGAUAGGAAUGGGAAAACAUUCAGUUCCUAUAUGUUCAGCACAUCAAAUGGGAAGUUGUAGGAUGGGAGUUGAUCCAACAACUUCAGUGGUUAAUUCCAAAGGAGAAACAUGGGAAGUAGAAGGUUUGUUUCUUGGUGAUUCAAGUGUGUUUCCAACUGCUCUUGGAGUGAAUCCAAUGGUCACUAUUCAAUCUAUUUCUUAUUGCACUGCACAAUCUGUGCUUCAAGUUCUUGAGAAUCAAAAGUCGGAGUAAAAAAGCAUUAAAAAAAUUGUUAAUGUUCAUUAAAGUUUGUGUAAUAUCUCUACCUUCAACUUAUGAGUUUUAAGGCUAUAGUAAGCAUCAUGGGAUAAGAUCUCUGGAGGAAUCCAUAUAUCUUACCAAGUGUAAACACUAUUCUAUGUUCUAGUAAAUUUGUAGUGUAACUAUUUUUUUUUAGCAACUUGAGAAUUCCCUAUUAAUUAGCACCAGGGGAGAUUAACAAUAAAUUGAAGUUGAACAUGGU
Molecule: messenger RNA, 2635 nt
Organism: Capsicum annuum
Lineage: Eukaryota; Viridiplantae; Streptophyta; Magnoliopsida; Solanales; Solanaceae
Product: long-chain-alcohol oxidase FAO4A
Exons: 3
Coding region: 43-2385 (780 amino acids)
Molecular function (GO): flavin adenine dinucleotide binding; long-chain-alcohol oxidase activity
Source: RefSeq, a predicted model, not a curated record